This is a messenger RNA of Drosophila eugracilis, 696 nucleotides long. RefSeq lists its product as uncharacterized. Bases 9 to 362 code for a protein of 117 amino acids. The transcript has 2 exons. NCBI's taxonomy places the organism in Eukaryota, Metazoa, Arthropoda, Insecta, Diptera, Drosophilidae. The record is from RefSeq and is a predicted model, not a curated record.
AUGUAGUUAUGGACAAGUAUUUGAAGCAUGACGUGUUGAUUGGCCGUGAAGUUUUAAGCCUGGGCUUUGGUGUAUCAAUUGAUGCAGAUAAAUUUUGCUUUUAUAAUAUAAAAAGAGUAAAUGUUCUGAGUCUAGUGAAGUAUGAAGAAAUCAUAAAUUCUGAUACUAAUUUAAUUGAUUCUGAUAAGACGAUAUUAAACAAUAUGUUGAGAUACCGCACCAUAACAAAUGGAAUUGUUAUGGCGGGGGUCAAAGAUCGCACCAUAGCAGAAGGACUUGCUGUGGUGGGGGUCAGUGAUGAUCGCACCAUGACAGAAGGAUUUGUCAUGGCGGGGAUCGGUAAUAAUAACUGCAUGUCGUAGAAUGGUAAAUUAGCCCACUGUAUAAGUGUGGCAAAGAAUGGUGCAGGUGCAGAAUUGUGCAGGCAUCAUCAGCAGUCCAGAAAAAGAGAUAUACUCAGCUGCUGAGUAAGGUCUGUUCGUAGUGGCGUAGAAAAGGGAUGGCAUUAUGAUUUGCCAAAACUGUGAAUUAGCUUAGAGUGUGCGGAUAAAAUAAUUGAGAAACGAAGAAUUCGAUGGCCUAAGUGAUGGCGAUUCCCAGGAGGGGAACGAACUAAUAGACGGCGUUAGUAAGCGUGCGUCUGUGUCCCAAGAGGGGAAAGAGCAUGAAGACGGCACAAGUGAAUGUGCGUCUGUG